GUAAUCUCCUAAGUUGCACCUAUAAUAAGGACUCUUUUGAUAUAUAAAUCUCCAUUCAUAGUCCUACUGUAACACUAUUUCCAUUUACUUUGACAAUUUCUCCCUAAACCUAUUAAAAUCCUCUUCUACAACAACGACUACAAAGUCUUUUUCACUACAAAAAUUUCAUCAAAGUCUACUAAGAAUUAAAAAAAAAAUCAAGAAUCAUGAUGAAGGAGCUUUUUCAGAAAAGGCUAAGUGCCUUUUACAACAAUUGGAUAUUCAACAAGAAAGAUUUAUGGGGUAAUUCUGAUGUUGUUGUAAUCCAUACACAACAGCAAGAGAAAGAUUAUUUAUGGGGUUAUUCAGUUUCAUCACAGUUUUAUUUAUGGCUUAUUGGUGAACAACUUGAUGAUACAACAACUAUUUUUACUUCUUCUGCUAUAUACUUUUUAUGUAGUCGGAAAAAUUAUUCAAAGAUUCGAUCUUUGUGUUGUUCUGCAACUGUUGUGAAUAAAAUCCCCGUUUCUGUUCAAUUGAAGGCCAAUAAUGAUGAUGGGUUGGUGUUAAUUGAUGCUACCAUACGUAACGAGAGGGCUAUUCGUAACAAGAAGUUGUUUGCUCAUCGUUUUGAUGAUGAUGGAAGUUGUCCGUUUGUGUUGGGGUAUGUAUUAGGUGAGUUUCCCAGGUCUAAACUUUUUUGGAAUUGUUUUAAUGAAUUAGAAACAGGAAGGUUUAAGGCUAUUGAUGUGAGAUGUGGUGUUAGUAAGAUUAUGUGUACUGUUGAUAAACCAGUCUUUGGCGUUGAUAAAGCGAUUAGUGUUGCUGAUAUGCCAGUUUUUGGGGUCGGUGUGUCUGGGAAAGAGGUGGCUCCUAAGCAUGUUUAUAGGCCUCCUGUUAAUGCCAGUAAAGAAAAGGGAGUUUUGAAGGGAAAGGGAGAAGGUAGUUUGUGGGGGGGACACGUUGAUCAACUGUUUAUGGAGGCGAUGGAGAAUAGGUCUGUUUUGUUGGAGAAAGAGGAGAGUAUUCCAGAAUUGACAUUUGAGCCAAUGGAAUUGAGGAAGAAGGGGAGUGAUUUGGGUUCUCAGUAUGAGCUAAAGAGGUUCCUAUGGGGUGAUAAAGGGAAAGGGGGAUUGAGUAGGGUGAAUGAAAAUCCUGUAUCAACUACCAAAAUGACUGAAAAUGUUUCGGCGUUGAUGGGGGAUCUUAAUCUAUCUUGUUCUCCGUCCAGUGGAAAACAAGACAAAUUAAGACUAGCAAACAUAGGUGGUGGUCAGCAGUUUAAGUUUGGAGGAAAUAGGUUGGAUGUUGGUAAAGAAGAGAAUUCGAAGGCUGGAAACAGAAAUGUUGAUCAAGUGUUUAAGUCUGGGGCUAGUACUUUGGAUGCUAAGGAGGGCAAGUUAGAGGAAAUAAAGGAAAAUGAUGAUGCAGUGUUUAAGUUUGGGUCAAGUAAAUUGGAUGGUAAAGACAGCAGGUCGAAGGAAGUUAACAGAGAUGGUGAUCAGCUGGUGAAGUUGGGAGAAGGAAAGAAAGAUGGGGAUCAGCUGUUUAAGAUGGGAGAAGUAAAGAAAGAUGGUGAUCAGCAGUUUAAGAUUGGAGGAAAGCGAGGCAGGAGCCUUCAGCCUCAGAUGAUGGAGGAGAAGAAAGGUGCAAAGGAUCUCAAGCUGCUUGCGGAAAGAUUAACAGCCUUCUACUCAAGCUGGAGGACAUACAAAGAAGAGCAAUGGGGGAAAGCAGAUGUUUUGGUGAUUACUACUCAGUCAAAGGGACCACUUGAAUCCUUGUCUCAUCCUGUAUCCUCUAGCUUCUUAGUGUGGUUGCUUGGUGAUGAGUUUCCGGAAACCACAGCUGUUUUUACAGACACUGGAAUAGAAUUUCUAUGCACCAAGGACAGUUUCUUCAGGCUUCGUGCAAUUGGAAUUCGUAUGACAAUGGUUGCAAAGGUUACUGUUUCUGUGCAGCUGAAGAAACGAGGAGAGCUGUGUUCAGAUUGGUUAAGAAAAACUUUGUGCCAGGUGAAUGCUGCCCCUAGGUCUGGAGUAAACUGCCCGCUUGUUGUGGGAUGUAUUAGCUGGGAAUCUACGGAGAUAGGGGUUCUUUCACAUUCCAAAAUGUUUGAAGUUGCAUAUGUAGACCAGUCUUUAAUCAAUCUGUUUGAACAGGGGAGUUUUGAGUUUGCAGCUCAACAUUCGACUUUGCCUAAGCAAUUUCAGAUGUUGUCCUUGGAAACAUCAACUGGUGCAAAAACUGCAAGUGCAUUAUCACUCUCUGAGGUUGCCAAGAUGAAGUCAAUGGAUGACAAUUCUUAUGUGUCACAUACACCUGAAGAAGAGAAGUUGUUGGAGAAGAAGGGCGACACAUCGUCUUCGUUGCCUACUGACGCUACAGUGGAUAAUGCAGGACAAGUUGAGCGAAGCAAACUUGCAGAUAAGAUGCUUUUACUUGAUAUAAAGGAGGAGGGUGAUAUGGACACCUCUAUCACAGAAGACGGUGCAGAAGAAAAGCUGCAAGUGAAGGAAUGUGGAGAGCAAUCCACACCAACUACAGAAGGUGGAAUGGAUCACAGUAUCCAGCCAACUGAUGUUACAGAUGCUGCAUCAGAAAAUUCUUUACCAGAUGACAAAAAUGGCCGCCCGGGAAAGAAAUCUGCUGGCUCUGAUCACGAAGAUGAUGAUUGGACAUUAAUUGAGAUGGAAUGUGAAGGGCAAGAAGCAGAAGUAGCCGAGAGAGUCAGCUGGAAAAGGUGGUUCAUGGAUAAAACCGUAAAGUCAUUUGGUCUUAAAGACGAGGUAUCCGAUGAAGCACCAUCAAAGAGGACCAAGGCUUGAUCCAUAAGUAUAUGAAGCACCAUCAUGGAGGGGACCAAGGCUAAUCCAAAUGUACAUAUCUGCAGUUUUUCCUCUGUUUAAUUAGCUGCUAGGAACAGUUUUAGUGGUCAAUAAUGCUCUUGAUUUUCUAGGUCAAUAAUUUGAACUGCUUUUCUCAGAACGUCGUCAUAACAUUAAGUUUAAACAUGGUUCCAUCGUGUUAGCGAUAAGUGCCUUGUUUUGUCUCGUGAUGUUUAUAUUGGGCAUCUAUUUCA
Molecule: messenger RNA, 3061 nt
Organism: Capsicum annuum
Lineage: Eukaryota; Viridiplantae; Streptophyta; Magnoliopsida; Solanales; Solanaceae
Exons: 2
Coding region: 207-2807 (866 amino acids)
Biological process (GO): positive regulation of transcription elongation by RNA polymerase II; transcription elongation by RNA polymerase II
Cellular component (GO): FACT complex
Molecular function (GO): nucleosome binding
Source: RefSeq, a predicted model, not a curated record